Messenger RNA from Schizophyllum commune H4-8, 1262 nucleotides. Its product is annotated as COQ7-domain-containing protein. Gene Ontology annotation, biological process: ubiquinone biosynthetic process. The record is from RefSeq and is a predicted model, not a curated record. The transcript is spliced from 3 exons. Gene Ontology annotation, cellular component: mitochondrial inner membrane. Gene Ontology annotation, molecular function: 3-demethoxyubiquinol 3-hydroxylase activity. NCBI's taxonomy places the organism in Eukaryota, Fungi, Basidiomycota, Agaricomycetes, Agaricales, Schizophyllaceae. Bases 312 to 773 code for a protein of 153 amino acids.
CUCACCCCACACGGUCCGAAUUCGCGAGAGGCGCCAUGUACGCGCAGGCGACCAGAAGCAGUUCUCGAUGCCUCCUCUCGUCAACCAGGUGUCUCAAUAGCGCUUCAAGAUCACUGCACUCAACCCCCGCGGCGAGCUCUUCCCAUUUGUCAACCCAUCGCACACUCGCUAGCGAUGCGUACACCAAGUCGACGGACCCCGAUGCUCCUUCAGUGUCCACCACCCCGGACAUUACACCUGAACAGCGUUCUGCUUUAGAUGCUGCCCUGCGAGUCGACCAGGCCGGAGAGAUAGCCGCGAACUGGAUAUACAUGGGUCAAUACGCGGUGUUCAGCCGAGACAAGAAUAUCCGGGAGCUCAUCAAGGAAAUGUGGGAGCAAGAGAAGAAGCACAUCAACGUCAUGGACAAGCUGCAGGUGCAGCAUCGCGUCCGGCCAACUAUCCUCGCCGACGCCGCACGCGCAGGGGGCUUCUUGCUGGGCGCAGGGACCGCGCUCAUGAGCCGCGAGGCAGCGAUGGCGUGCACGGAAGCCGUGGAGACAGUCAUCGGGGAGCAUUAUGAUGACCAAUUGAAGGAGAUUGAAGACCUGCCGAACGACCACCCGAGCGUGCCUUUACUCCGCAAGGUCAUCGAGGAGUUUCGAGACGAUGAACUGGAGCACCUGGACAUUGCCGUGGAAAAUUACGCACAGAGGGCGCCAGCUCACGCUUUGUUGAGCACCAUCGUAGGCGCGGGGUGCAAGGUUGCUAUUGAGCUUUGCAAGCGUGUCUGACUUGUGUAGGUCGACGUCAUUGCAAAGACUCUUCCACAUCUCUCUCGUGUCCGUUUCGGCUUCCAUCUUCGCACACAAACAUAAGCACCGCGAGUUGUGUGCGUUGACAACGGUGUUGGAGCUAUCUUUGCAUGUUCAACCUCGAGGGGGCCUAUCUGUUGAUAGCAGCGGUCGGUACGUCAGUCAAGUUCACUGCUCCCUUAUAUCCGUGCUCCCCGCUUUGCAGAGGACCCUGCCGUUGUCUACGACAGCAAGUCAACCCAUGCGUAGCAACUCCGCGUCGGGGCGAUGCAGGUCCCUCUGGUUGACGUUGAGAACUGCGGCGCAAUCCUCACCUGUGCUUGGGCCGCGGGUGGCUGUCAACUCUACAUGCGCAUCGCGGUGCCUUCCGAGUAUCACGGGAAACGAAAAUACCUGACUUCGAGUAGCGCAUCGACCCUCUAGACCUCGCGACUGGCGUCGCAUGCGCAAACAAGGUCGACCGUCGAC